Messenger RNA from Colletotrichum siamense, 1971 nucleotides. It is a transcript of the gene mex67, whose product is annotated as mRNA export factor mex67. Gene Ontology annotation, molecular function: RNA binding; protein binding. Gene Ontology annotation, cellular component: nucleus. Gene Ontology annotation, biological process: poly(A)+ mRNA export from nucleus. The record is from RefSeq and is a predicted model, not a curated record. NCBI's taxonomy places the organism in Eukaryota, Fungi, Ascomycota, Sordariomycetes, Glomerellales, Glomerellaceae. Bases 1 to 1971 code for a protein of 656 amino acids. The transcript has 3 exons.
AUGGCGCCCCCUAGAGCACCGAGGGCCAUGGCUUCUCAGCCUGCGCGCGAAACUCGCAGCUCUACGACGGGUGCAAAGUCGCGCGGCGGCGGCGGCAUCCAAAAGCGAAGAGGCGGCAGGACAGCAACCGACAAGGACGGCGAUCUCGACAUGGGGAGCAGUGCUGGAGGAAGCGGCCCACGCCGAGCAAACAACAGAUCAUCUGCGGGUGAUUCCAAUAACUCGCGACCGCAAAGACCCACAAGAUCUGGCGGUCCUCCCACCAAGCCGGGCUCGAAAGUGCAUCAAGCCAUCGCCCGCCAUCUGGACACUGGAGAUGGAGCGGAUUUGGUAUCCAAGAGGAGACCUCAGAGCACAGGUCUCGUUUGGUUGAGUGUUAAGGGUUUGAAAGAAAGCAAGGCCGCGAAAAACGAGGAUGGCGGCCUGCGGGACCUACUCACAUUCUUGGAACGGAAAUCUACGACCCUAGCUGGUCGUCGAAAGACGGUAGUCAUCAAGAAGUCAAACAUAAGAGGGGACAUUGUCAAUGUUGCAGCAAGCAAAGAGGAUGCGGAGGAAAUUCUCAAAGUGAACACGUUCACCUUUGCCGGAACGCCUUUGGAGAUCACCGAUAGCGAAGGUUCCCUCGCGGAGGCAAAUAAGGCUUCGGUUGCGGCUCAAGAGACCAAACAGAAGGUCACCAACAUCAUGUCCCUCCGCUACGACAUCGACAACAAGCUCUUGAGACUCGACGCCCUUAACAAGGACGAGGGACUCAUUCAGAUGGGCAUGUUGGAGUCAAAGGACAGGGCCGAGAAGCUAUUCAAGGUCAUGAUGAGAAUUUGCGAUGAUCUUUUCAAGACGUCGCAAGCCAAGAUCGAUGCCAUCCACAGCAUUAGUCUUGCCAACAACGGCAUCGACACCGUCAUUCAAGUCGAGGACCUGGCAGACACAUUCCCCGACCUCAUGAACCUGGACCUCAGUGGAAACCAGAUUGCAACCAUCGAUGGCUUGUCAAGGUGGAGGGGAAAGCUUCGCAAGUUGGAGACCCUAUACUUGACUGGGAAUCCGCUUCCGCUUGCAGAUACCAAGGUCAUGGCGGAACUGCUGCAGUUCUUUCCAAAGCUGCAUAACAUCAACGGCGAGCAAUUGACGCCGGAACAAAUCAAACAAAUCAAGGAAGCGGGACGACCUCAGCCAAUCCCUCAACGCGGGCCCGAUUUCCGUGACACUAACGGCAUCGGCGAGGCUUUCCUCCUGGAAUUCUUUGUCGGCUUUGAUACCGACAGAACAGGUCUUCUCGCGAAGUACUACGACGACAACAGCCAGUUUUCAUACGCCGUCGACACCCACUCACUUCGCGAGCCGAAUCUGCCGCCACCGCUACCGUGGGCAUCCUACAUCAAGCAGUCACGCAACCUGCAGAAGAUUACCGGACCGGCUGCCCGAGCUGCCAGACUCUUCACUGGCAGGGAAGCUAUUUGGAACGUAUGGAACGAACUCCCUGCGUCAAAACACCCAGACAUCAAGGCCGACAUCAGCAAGUUCAUCAUGGAUUGUCACAUGCUACCUGGUCUCGCAGACCCAACCGGACAGCCUGGCGGCGGUGUCGACGGUAUGAUCAUCUGUGUUCAUGGCCAGUUUGAGGAGUGCGACAAGGACGGAAAGACGGGACUCAGGAGCUUUUCUCGCACAUUUGUUCUCGGACCUGGACGACCCGGCGCGAACCCCAUCCGCGUCGUUAGUGACAUGUUCAGCCUGAGAGCAUUCAAUCCCCUUCCCAACGUCUUCGUCGCCGAGAACCAGGCACCUCCUGCCCCGGAACCGCAACAACGCCAAGCCAUGAUUGCGGAACUAUCGAAACAGACGAACAUGACUCCCCAGUAUUCGGAGAUGUGUCUGUCCGACGUUGCAUGGGACUUUACAAGGGCUUUGGCAGUCUUCAACGAAAAGAAGGCCCAACUACCUGCGGAAGCCUUCGCCAGUGUUUAG